CAUUUCCUCACUUGAAGACAGGAAUUCUUCUUGCAACUUUAUGUCCAUGAUACCAUAACUGUUGCAGAACUGGAUCCAUAACCCAGAUACAUAAUCAUGAAACAGACGGAUACUGACCCCACAAACAAAUCAGCCAUGGAAAUAAACACUAAACCACCAGAGGAGAAAGCUACCAACGAACUACCAUUAAAGCAAAAAACAACCAGUUGUCAAGGAGUCAAGGUUUUCAUUGCUGCCCUGGCAUUUUCAUACUUUAGUAAAGCAUUUUCUGGGGCCACGAUGAAAAGUUCCUUCACGCAACUGGAAAGGAGAUUUGGCAUUACUUCCUCUACUGCUGGCUUCAUUGAUGGAGGCUUUGAAAUGGGAAAUUUGUUGGUGAUUGCCUUUGUGAGUUACUUCGGGGCAAAAUGUCAUCGGCCAAAAAUCAUCGCCAUUGGUUGCUUUAUCAUGUCUUUGGGGUGCUUCUUAAUAGCAUUGCCUCAUUUCUUCAUGGGAUAUUACCAAUAUGACACAAUAUCCUUCACAUCAGACAACAUCUCCAGUUUCUCCCCCUGCAUAUUAAAUCCCCAGGAUACGCCCAAGAUAAAAGGGUCAGACUGUGCCCAUAAAAUGGUUACAUCUUAUGCAUGGAUUUUCGUCUUGCUGGGGAAUAUGCUACGUGGAAUUGGAGAAACCCCAAUUACCCCUCUGGGCAUAUCGUACCUCGAUGAUUUUUCUAAAGAAGAAGAUGUUCCUCUAUAUAUCAGCUUUUUGCACACCUCAGCCAUGCUUGGCCCAAUAUCUGGUUUCCUCCUGGGAUCUGUGUUUGCCAGACUCUACGUGGAUGUUGGUUUUGUGGACAUGGAUACAAUAACUAUCAGUCCAACUGAUUCGCGUUGGGUUGGUGCAUGGUGGAUGAACUUUUUAGUUGCCGGGGUCAUCAUUCUGAUUUCCGGAAUCCCUUUCUUGUUCCUGCCUAAAAGUCUGGACAAAAAGGAGGAUGCCUGUAUCCAGAAAAACCUGGAUCCCAUGGAAAGCAGCAAUGAAAAUAGCCAUGGACAGAAGCCUGAUAUUCAAGGUGGAAUGGCAAACUCUGGACAAUUAAAAGAGUUCUACAAGUCCCUGAAGAGAAUCUUGGGGAACAAAUUGUACUUAAUACUAUUGUGCUCAUCGCUGCUAAAAACUAGCAGUUUAAUUGGAUAUAUUACCUACCAUACAAAAUAUAUGGAACAGCAAUAUGGACUGUCAAUGUCGAGAUCUAAUUUUAUAACAGCGGUUGCCAUUUUGCCAAUGGUCCUUCUUGGGAUGUUUUUAGGUGGGUUCAUCAUGAAAAAGUACAAGCUAGGAAUCCUUUCUGCUACAAAAAUGGGAUACACGGCAUCAUUCAUCGGAUUUGCCUUCAUAUUUCUGUGUCUAAUGCUGGGUUGUGACAACCACCCAGUGGCUGGAUUGACUGUGACCUAUGAUGGGAACACAGCUGCUCAGAACCCGCUUUCCUUAUCUUCAGCCUGCAAUUCCAACUGCACCUGUGCUACAAGCCAGUGGGAUCCUGUUUGUGGGGAGAACGGACUCACAUAUGUGUCAGCCUGUUUUGCUGGUUGCAAAAACAUAACCAGAUUGAAGAAAAAAAUAGUUUUUCACAACUGUAGUUGCAUUGAGCAAGCUGAUGCUGCAUUGAAGAAUUCUUCAGCGGUGUUGGGUGAAUGCCGAAGAAGUGAUGAGUGUUCAAAAAUUUUUAUUUUUUACAUCAUUGUCAAAGCUGUGAGCUCCUUUAUGUACUCACUGAGUGGUGUUCCUAUAUACAUGCUCCUUAUCAGAUCUGUACCUCAAGACCUGAAGUCACUUGCAGUUGGACUCAUGAUGCUUGUGAUAAGAUCAUUGGCUGGAAUUCCAGCCCCAGUUUACUUUGGUGCAGUGAUUGACAAGACUUGCUUGAAGUGGAGCAGUAACCCCUGUGGCCAGAAAGGAUCUUGUAGGAUAUAUGAUGCAAUGCAAUACAGGUAUUCCUUCUACGGUCUAAUAAGUGCCUUGAAAGUGCCAUCUUUUCUGCUGGGUUUCAUCUUUUACAUGCUUGUGAAGAAAAACCUUAGAAAACAAGAGGCCGAGAAAGCUGAAAAUGGAUGCAAAGAAGGUGCACCACUGAAUGAAGAGAUAAAACUAACGGAUACCAAACUUCCAGCCCAUCGUUCAGAUGCAGACGUGAAUACCUGCCUCUAGCAAAAUGAACUGAGCAUGGACUAGGGGUAGAAGAUGAAGGACUAUAAAAAGCUGCCAAAAUGUUCCUUGUAACUCUUAGAAUCACCGCUGGCUGUAGCUGCUAAAAAAAGGGUGGCAUUGCUUCCUGUCACUUUUGAGUGGGAAAGUUGCCCCAUAAAAGCAAAAUCAGUAUUCCUUUGGCAUUCCAAGCAAAAAAAGUGUUUACUCCCACUCUUUUGCAAAGCAAAACUCUGAAAGGCAAAGAAACUCCCAUCUUGUGAGGUCUUCUCAAAAAGAAAGAGAACACACAUGAUCCUUAGUUGCACGGAAGUAAAAACAAAACAUUGAAUUCUGGAACUGAUACAAAGAAUAAUUUAAAUCCAACACCUCAAAUUUUGUAAGAUUUCUAGGUACCUGUGAUAUCUUAAUUGAUUAUGUGGUUCCUCUCCAAAAAUAAAAGUCUAGUACCAUUUUACAGGGGGUGGGGGUUGGGCAGAGAAAGAAAGGAAGGAAGGAAGAAAAAGGAAGAAACGGGAAGAAAUGGGAAG
Molecule: messenger RNA, 2723 nt
Organism: Pseudonaja textilis
Lineage: Eukaryota; Metazoa; Chordata; Lepidosauria; Squamata; Elapidae
Product: solute carrier organic anion transporter family member 1B3-like
Biological process (GO): sodium-independent organic anion transport; transmembrane transport; bile acid and bile salt transport
Cellular component (GO): basolateral plasma membrane
Molecular function (GO): bile acid transmembrane transporter activity; protein binding
Source: RefSeq, a predicted model, not a curated record